CCAUCAAAAUAUUUAAUAAAAAUGUCUGUUGAGGCAAAUAACACUUUUUAUUCUAAAUUAAAUAAUGAUAAAUCACCUAAAAUUUCUUCUUUUUCUUCUUCAUCUUCAUCUUCUUCUAAUUCAACUACAGAAAAUAGUGAAGAAGACGAAGAAAAUUAUAAUUUAAGUGAUAAUAAAGAAGAAACAACAACUUCUUUUAAUUUUUAUCCUGUAACUUCUUCAGACAACAAAGCAGGAAAGAAUGAUUCAAAACCUAAAGGUUUUGUAUAA
Molecule: messenger RNA, 270 nt
Organism: Meloidogyne enterolobii
Lineage: Eukaryota; Metazoa; Nematoda; Chromadorea; Rhabditida; Meloidogynidae
Source: the annotation of a GenBank genome assembly